This is a messenger RNA of Nezara viridula (southern green stink bug), 137 nucleotides long. The record is from the annotation of a GenBank genome assembly. Lineage: Eukaryota; Metazoa; Arthropoda; Insecta; Hemiptera; Pentatomidae.
UGCCUUCAAAGAACUAUGUAUGGUACCGUGGACUCUACUUAGACAAAAGACUUACUUGGAACAUACAUACGAAUCUGACAAUUCGCGCAGAACUUACCAGACGAUAUAGCCAACUUUCACAUCUUCUGGACUACAGA